Molecule: messenger RNA, 3189 nt
Organism: Emericellopsis atlantica
Lineage: Eukaryota; Fungi; Ascomycota; Sordariomycetes; Hypocreales; Bionectriaceae
Product: P450 family fatty acid hydroxylase
Exons: 3
Coding region: 1-3189 (1062 amino acids)
Cellular component (GO): cytosol
Molecular function (GO): iron ion binding; FMN binding; aromatase activity
Source: RefSeq, a predicted model, not a curated record
AUGACAGAGACUAUACCAGGCCCCAAGGGCUUGCCCGUCAUUGGCAACAUCUUGGACAUUGAUCCAGUCGAUGCUGUCCAAUGUCUAGGACGCAUUGCCAAAGAGUAUGGCGAGAUCUACAAGCUUAGCGUCGGUGGCACGGCCAAGUUGUUCGUUUCGAGUCGCAACCUCGUGAAUGAGCUGUCAGAUGAAUCGCGGUUCACCAAGCAGGUCUCUGGACCUUUAGCACAGCUUCGAAAUGUCUGUGCCGACUCUUUGUUCACUGCUCACUCGGACGAGCAUAACUGGCAUAUCACCCACAAGAUUCUCAUGCCUGCCUUUGGACCCUUGGCCAUUCGAGACAUGUUUGACGAGAUGCACGACAUUGCUUCUCAACAAGUCACCAAAUGGGCGCGUUUUGGCCCAAAGGAAGCCAUUGAUGUGUCCUCCGACUUUACACGACUGACACUGGACGCGAUUGCCCUCUGCAGCAUGAGCACCCGGUUCAACAGCUUUUACCGCGACGAGAUGAACCCUUUUGUUGGGUCCAUGCUUGAGGUUCUAGCCGAAUCCGGGAAAAGAGCCGUAAGGCCCCCCUUUGUCAACGACUACAUCAUGCGCGGCUCCCUGAAGAACUACAACCACCAAAUCGCCGUGAUGAAAGAGAUUGCGAGUGAGAUUCUGGAGGAGCGUCGAGCCAACCCUGGGUACCAGAAGAAGGAUCUCCUCACCGCUAUGAUCAAUGGGCGUGAUCCGAAGACUGGUGAGGGUCUCUCCGACGAGAGCAUUCUGAACAACAUGAUUGUCUUUCUCAUCGCCGGCCACGAGACAACAUCUGCACUAUUGUCGUUCUACUUCUACUACCUUCUCACUCGUCCAGACGUCUUCGAAAAGGCUCAGGCUGAGGUUGAUGAGGUGAUUGGACGCGGCCCCGUGACGCUUGAACACAUGUCCAAGCUUCCCUACAUCGAAGCCGGUCUACGCGAGACGCUGCGUCUGCAUCCCACAGCGCCAGUCAUAACCUUCCACACACGACCUGAUCUCAACAUUGAGAAAACUACCAUCGGGGGCGGGCGAUUCGAAGUCUCACGCGGCCAGGGUGUCGUCGCCCUGCUCGUCGAGAUGCAGCGCGACCCAGCCGUUUGGGGCGAUGAUGCCGAUGAAUUCAAGCCGGAGAGGAUGACCGAAGAGAAGUUCAAUGCCUUGCCAGCAAAUUCAUGGAAGCCUUUCGGCAAUGGUAUUCGCGGUUGCAUUGGCCGUUCAUUUGCAUGGCAGGAGAGCCUCCUUAUCCUCGCCAUGCUGCUUCAGAACUUCAACUUCAGACUUCGUGAUCCCGACUAUCAGUUGGUGAUCAAGCAAACACUUACCAUCAAACCGGGGAAUAUGUUUAUGUAUGCCACACUAAGGGACCAUGUGACUGCUUUGGAACUGGAGAAGACUCUCCACGGGAGCGCCCGAAGCAACGGCCUUAAUGAGAAGACGCGCUCUUCGUCCUUGGCAACAACGCACCGGGAGCUUAGGCCCCUGAGCAUCCUAUACGGCUCUGACUCUGGCACCUGUGAGGCCAUGGCCCAUUCACUCGCCCGUGCAGCAAGCGCCAAGGGAUACGAAGCAUCCAUCCAGACCCUUGAUUCUGCGGUAGAGAAGCUGCCAACAGACCAGCCUGUCGUUAUUGUGUCGCCCAGUUACAACGGACAGCCACCAAGCAACGCCGCCGACUUUGUCAAAUGGAUUGAGAAAGCUGCAGCUGGUUCCUUACAGGGAGUCAAGUAUGCCGUGUAUGGUUGCGGCAACAAAGACUACGUUUCCACAUUCCACCGGGUACCCAAACUGAUCGACGCUGAGCUCUCGCGGGCGGGUGCAAAGAGGAUUACCGAUACUGGUCUGGGAGAUGUCACUGUAGGCGACAUCUUCAGCGACUUUGAGUCUUGGCAGGACGAGAAGCUGUGGGCGGCACUAGGCGUCGACCAGCAGGACAUGGCGUGCGAGGUUGGAUUCGAUGUCCACGUCGACCGCUCCAGUCGCACAGAAGAUUUGCAGGUGAAGGCGGACGAGGCACUCGUCCUUGAAAACCUGGUCCUGACGGCUGAGGGCGAGCCCCAGAAGAGGAUGCUCGUUCUGAAGCUCCCAGAUGACAUGGAAUACAAGGCUGGCGACCACUUGGCUGUUCUACCCCUGAAUGACUGGAGCACAGUGAGGCGAGCUCUGUCGUGGGCCCAGUUACCAUGGGAUGCUCUUCUCACGAUCCCAUCAGGUGCCAACACGUCGCUUCCCACGGGCAAGCAGAUCUCAGCCAAGGAUCUAUUCGGAGGUUAUGUCGAACUGAGUCAACCAGCGACCCGCAAGAACAUCCAGAAAAUUGCAGCAGCGAUAGCCUGCCCUCCAGCAAAGCAAAAGCUGCUCGAUCUCGAGGCCACAUUCGACACUUCUAUUGCACUGAAGCGCCUCUCAGUCUUGGACGUCUUAGAGCAAUUCCCAGAGGCAGAUGUAUCCCUAUCAACCUUCAUUGGAAUGCUGCCGCCUAUGCGAUCCCGUCAAUACUCCAUCGCAUCUUCGCCCCACGCAGAUCCGUCGAAGGCUGUCUUGAUAUGGACAGUGCUCAAUGGCGAGGCGUACUCGGGCACUGGCCGGCGGUUCCUGGGCGUUGCUUCUACAUAUCUCGCCAACCUCAGCGCAGGCGAUCGAGUACACGUUACGGUCAAACCUGCUCUCCGACUGUUCCAUCCUCCCCCGGACCCGGAAAGCAUGCCCAUCAUCAUGGCAUGUGCGGGGACCGGGCUGGCUCCUUUCCGAGGAUUUGUGGAAGAGCGCGCCUUUGAAGCCAAACAGGGCAAAAAGCUCGCUCCGGCACUUCUGUUUGUUGGAUGCCGCCACCCAGAGCGUGAUGCCCUACUGUAUGAAGAGUUUCAACAGUGGGAACAGAAAGGAAUCGUCAAGCUAUUCUAUGCUUUCUCAAGAGACGCUGAUGCAGCUAAUGGAUGCAAACACGUUCAAGACCGCAUAUGGAACGAGCGUGCCCUGAUCAAGAAGGGCAUGUUUGGAGGCCAUGCAAGAAUGUACGUUUGUGGCGGAGCGGGGGUCGGAAGAAGUGUUGAGGAUGUCAUGAAGCGGAUUUAUUUGGAGGUGAAUGGCACGGAUAGCACACGGGCGAGCGAAGAUUGGUUUCAGGGGUUGAAGGCGAAUCGUUAUGUAACCGAGAUAUUCUCCUAG